AUGAUCGUAAUCUCUGAUCAUGCGCUUCAGAUUAUCAUCUGUGGCAUGAUCGGCCUGCUCGGCACCAUUGCCGCCAUAUAUUCUCUUGUCGUGAUCAGACGAUGCCAGUUUCUUACGGGUAUCGUUGAACAUUACUGUCUGAUCCAUGCUAGUAGUGGAGUUGUCAUUAAUGCGUGUCACACCAUUUGGGCCGUGCCUUGUGCUAUUUGGGAUCUCAACGCCGAGCUCGAAUGGAUUAGCUAUGUUUUUGGUUUCUUCAUCUAUGCUAUUAUUCCGUUAGCUUAUGUGGCUAGAGUGUCCCUUGCUAUUAAUCGCUGGUUUUCGGUAGCAUUUCACGGAAGGUAUUAUCACCAUCUCGAAGAACAACGUAUUUAUUGCUACGCCGUUCUGGUCGUACUUUCCGCAAUUCUAAUAAUUCCGCUACUUAUACCCGGAUGCCGCUGCUCCCUAUUUACCUCACCCGUAAUUAUGUUCUGGACGGGCGAAAGCGCUAUUGGUGGACUUUAUGUCGAUGUUGUCCAGAUAAAACUCGGCUACGUCGAAAUUGCAAUCACGGCAACGCUGGAGGUAUCGACAUUGCUGCUUCUUAGCCGCAGGUUAAAGAAGUUAGAACGAACCCACACCGGCCAAUCCAGAAGACAGGUCGGGAGGCAGCUUCGGUUUGCGGGACAGCUGGUGACGUUCAACACGACGGAAAUCGCAAUUUUGGUCGUGACAUCAGUUUGCACACAGUAUGCAGCUACGGAUUUUCAUAUGUUUCUCUUGUUUACGGCUAGCUGGCAAUUCGGAGCGCUGCUUGGAAACAUCAUCUACAUCGUCUUCCAGAGGAGAAGUCCAAAGACUGGUUCCGGCAACGUGACGUUAGUGCAAAGCCGGGUUUUCUCAAGACAU
This is a messenger RNA of Mesorhabditis spiculigera, 891 nucleotides long. The record is from the annotation of a GenBank genome assembly. Lineage: Eukaryota; Metazoa; Nematoda; Chromadorea; Rhabditida; Rhabditidae.